AUGCUCAACGACAACAUCGAGGUGUUCCUCCGGCGCGUAGGCCCGCGCCCAACGAGAUAUCUAGAAUACGUUCGCCCCGGCCACGAGCAGAAGUUCCUGUCGCAGGACAUGCAAUGCUACGUCGCGGCUACGAGUGAGGAGCGCUUCCAGAUUCACGUGCGCCUACACCACGGCUUCAGGUACUUCACGGCCACCUGCCUGGAGAUCCGCCUCUGGCUCGACGCCCACGACGAGCCCGACGUCUACCUCCGCAGGAAGGUUCACGUUCCCGUCAACGGUCUCAAGUAUGUCGACUUCGUCCUCAAAGACUUCGCCGUUCAGGUCGGAGAUCACUGGGAGAACGGCGACCUCUGUUUCGGAGAGGUCCAAAUUGAUGGCGACAAGGAAAAGCGUUACAGGAAGGCGGACCUCAUGGACCGCUCCAGAAAGCUCGGUACCAUCCGCGUCUCCGUUCAGCGCGGUCGCCAGGACGCCGAUGGCGUUGGACAGGAUGAACCGGAAUCCCUUGCGCUGGAUGGUAAAAUCACGUCGACUGAUCACCUCAAUGGCAUCAGCCAUUACGUGAAGACUGUCAACAACCGCGUCAUCGACGCGCUUGACAGUGACAAGUCGACGCUCUUCAAGCGGGUAGCCGGACACCAUGGAGAUCGCUUCAACUUUGAAUUCCGCUACCGUCACCGGACCGAGCUUCAGCGUCUGGGAAUGAUAGACGAGAAUGGCCGCCCUAUCGUCACCAUCUCCAACAACGAGGACGAAGACGAGCUCCCCAUCGCGCCCAGCCGGAGAGUGUUCACACAUACCAAUCCUCGUAAUCUGCCAUCUCCCGCCCUGGCCUCCUCCCCUCCUCCCUUGUCGACAGCUCUCCGGCCAUACCUUCCUUCCCAGCACACUUUCUCCUCCAGCCCGCUCUCCGGCCACAGCACGAAGAGGGUCAACAUCCCGGCCGCUUCCCAUCAACACAAGAAGCGCCGCCUUCUCCCCGCCGCGUCCAGUUCGCGCAAUCAGAGCACAUCCCCGCUCCCGGCAUAUCCUCCGGCCAAGAGCCGCAACGCCGAGUCGCCAAUCGAUCUCACGCGCAGCAUCUCCCCCGCAUCCUCGUCGCCAGCAAAGACGUCGCCGGCAUCAGCGUUCUCCUCGCCUAGGCCCUCGCCGUCUUCUUCGUCGCUGUCGUCGUCUAAGCAGCUGCAGUCGACGCAGCACCGCCCACUGGCCCGGCAGCCGACGCGCUUCCCGACCGCGACGACACCCUCGACUAGGGUUCUCCCCACGACCGCCGGGGUUCCUGGCCCCACAAGCACUCUUCCCACGGCUCGUCUGCCCGCGUCCUCGCCGGCAUCUGUGGUGACGCCCUCGGUUUCUCCUCCGAGAACCGACGAAGUGCCCUUCACAACGUUCAUGGCGGGAGUACAGGCGGCGGGUAACAACAGCGCAGAUACAAAUAGUGGUGUUGGUGGUCGCAGCGAUCCUCCUGCUGCGUCUCCCGGUGGCGAUGGCGAUGGCGAUGGCGACGGCCACGACGACGGCAUGAGCGAAGCGGAGCUGCAGCUGGAGCUGCGCCGCAUGGAGAUGCAGCAGCGCGCGUUCGAGCUCGAGAAGAAGCAGCUAGAGAUGCAGCAGCGGCAGAUGGAGUACGAGAUACGGCUGGAGAGGAUGAAGAGGGCGAGGCAGCAGGGACAGCAUCAAAGCUUGCAGAGCGGUGACGGUGAUGGUGAUGGGUCGGCUUGGGACGGCCCUGAGGAAGUUUAG
Lasiodiplodia theobromae is the source of this 1746-nucleotide messenger RNA. RefSeq lists its product as uncharacterized. The coding region runs from base 1 to 1746 and encodes 581 amino acids. The record is from RefSeq and is a predicted model, not a curated record. The transcript is spliced from 4 exons. NCBI's taxonomy places the organism in Eukaryota, Fungi, Ascomycota, Dothideomycetes, Botryosphaeriales, Botryosphaeriaceae.